CUUAUGAAGUCCACUGAAUUGUUCGCUAAACCAAAAAUAAAAAUCUUCGGCCGCCUCGGGAUUGACUUUGAAAUUUAAGAAGAACUUGAAUUUCGCCAUGGACACCAAAUUUGGCUUCUCACUUUUCAUUCUACUCUUGUGGACCUGCCAUUACUGCAGCGGACAGGAAAGUCCUAACUUGUACUGCAAAAGCUGUGCUAGUUCCCAAUCCCUCAGGCACUGUGAACUGAGUCAAAAGGACAUCCUUUGUCCAAAAGGAAAGGAAAAAUGUUUGGAGGUGGAGUUCUACGGUGAUAACGGACAAGGUUUCGUACGAGACUGCAUCGAAGAGGACAAAUGCUUCGAGUCCAAACUCCCUCAGUGUCUGGCGGUGACUGGUAAUUCCUCGUACUGUUCCUUCAGCUGUUGCCUGGGAAACCUCUGCAAUGCGGGCGCGACUUUUAGGGUCAGCAGUAUCUCUCUUGCUUCAUGCGUGAUAGUUGGUCUUGUCUUGUAUUUCCUGUAGGCAAGCUUAUCUU
Actinia tenebrosa (Australian red waratah sea anemone) is the source of this 518-nucleotide messenger RNA. RefSeq lists its product as uncharacterized. Lineage: Eukaryota; Metazoa; Cnidaria; Anthozoa; Actiniaria; Actiniidae. The record is from RefSeq and is a predicted model, not a curated record.